Molecule: messenger RNA, 2964 nt
Organism: Vanessa tameamea
Lineage: Eukaryota; Metazoa; Arthropoda; Insecta; Lepidoptera; Nymphalidae
Product: sodium/potassium-transporting ATPase subunit alpha-like
Exons: 18
Coding region: 1-2964 (987 amino acids)
Biological process (GO): intracellular sodium ion homeostasis; sodium ion export across plasma membrane; intracellular potassium ion homeostasis
Cellular component (GO): plasma membrane
Molecular function (GO): ATP binding; ATP hydrolysis activity; P-type sodium:potassium-exchanging transporter activity
Source: RefSeq, a predicted model, not a curated record
AUGAAUUCUAGAACUUCUAGCUUGUCUUCUAUUUCUGAUCUCUUUCGACCCAAUAAUCCUAAAGGAUUAAGGUCUAGGGAUUUGAGUUCUACCCGUUUGAGUGCUUUGAAAAAGGAAAUUAAUACUGACACGCAUUUAAUACCACUGAAGGAUCUAUACACGUUGUUGGGCACUGACCCUGUCAAUGGGCUAUCGAGUCAAAAAGCACAAGAACUCUUGGACUAUUAUGGCCUUAAUACACUGACACCACCAACUCACUAUACAGUGCCAAAGUUACUGCUAAAAUCAUUGUGUACAGGAUUUUCAAUUUUAAUAUGGCUUGGAGCGAUACUUUGCUUAUCGGCAUAUCUAAUAGAAUUGUCAACAAAACCAGAUCCGAGCACCGACAAUCUUUACUUAGGAUGUGUGCUAAUUGCGGUGGAUUUAAUUUGUGGCAUUUUUAGCUUUUUUCAAAAUUAUAAGAGCUCUAAGAUAAUGAAAACAUUUAAUAGUAUGAUACCCAUGCAUACGACUUGCUUACGCGACGGAAUUUUGAAUAGAAAUACCGAAGUUCGAGACUUGGUCAAAGGUGACAUAAUUUAUGUGGAAAUUGGUGAUGUUAUACCGGCGGAUAUACGAAUAAUUGAAAGCAGAGGAUUUAAAGUUGAUAAUUCUUCACUGACUGGCGAAUGUAUAGCGGUCCCGCGACAUAAUACUGAUGGAUCAGCAAAUAUUUUGGAAUCGCCUAAUGUUGCUUUUUUUUCUUCACUGUGUGUCGAAGGUUGGGCUAAAGGAGUCGUUUUAUUUUGUGGAGACUUGACAGCUCUAGGAAGGGUUGCCGGAUUAGCGGCUCGUCUGCAACCCGCACCCUCGCCACUGUCUCGAGAAAUCAGACGUUUCAUGCGCUGCAUGUCAACUUGUGCACUUGCAUUGGGCAUCUUUAUAGCUAGUGCUAGCAUGAUUCUUGGCUAUCCCUUUAUGCAAACAAGCAUUUUCGUCAUCGGUAUCGUUGUUGCUAACAUUCCAGAAGGGUUACAGCCAACAAUAACAGCGUCCUUAACUUUAACAGCGAAACGAAUGGUAACAAGAAAUUGUCUUGUAAAAAAUUUAGAGGCAAUUGAAGCUCUGGGUGCCUGCACCACUAUAUGUUCUGAUAAAACUGGUACUUUGACUGAGAAUAAAAUGUGUGUUCGUCAUAUUUGGACAUGGAAUAAAACAUACUCUAUUUUAGAUAAGGAAUUUGAAAACUUUUUACAAAAUGAUCAAGCUUUAAAUUCUUUAAAAAUAUGCGGAGCUUUAUGCAGCAAUGCAACAGUUGUCAAAAGUGGGGUCAUACGAGGUGAUGCAUCAGAAAAAGCUAUAUUGAAUUUUUUAUUUAAUUAUUGCGAUCCGGUAACUAUUAGAAAAAGAUAUCCUAAAAUUGUUGAAAUUCCUUUCAACUCUGUUAAUAAGUACCAAAUCAGCAUUCAUCUGAAUGAAGAAAAAAAAACGUAUCUUCUCGUUAUGAAAGGUGCUCCGGAAUGCAUACUCUCUCGUUGUGUAACAAUUGCUUUUAAUAACAAAUCUAUAAGCAUGACAGAGGAUAUUAAACAAGCUGUAAAUACAACUACUGAAAAUUUAGCCAACACUGGUGAAAGAAUAUUAGCAUUUGCGGAUUGUGACUUGGAUUCAAAUGAAUAUCCUUUAAAUUAUCCAUUCGAUACAGAAAAUCCAAACUUUCCCGUUGACGAGCUUCGUUUUCUUGGUCUUAUUGGGCUUAAGGAUCCACCAAGGGAACAGGUUCGUUCAGCAAUUGAGCGUGUCCGAGCAGCAGGGGUACGUGUAAUGAUGGUCACUGGUGACCACCCUGCGACUGCACGCGCUGUGGCUAUAGAAGUAGGCAUCGCCACCACACCAAGUUGCCACAUCGUAACUGGCACUGAACUUAGAAAUAUGUCGCCAGAUUUACUGUAUUUAACGCUAGCAAAGCAUUAUGAAAUAGUGUUCGCACGUACAUCACCUACCCAAAAAUUACAAAUCGUCGAAGCAUGUCAGAAGCAAGGCGGCGUGGUGGCAGUCACGGGGGACGGCGUAAAUGAUGCACCUGCAUUAAGACGAGCGGACAUUGGCAUUUCUAUGGGAAUUGCUGGCUCUCAAGUAUCUAAACAAACUGCAGAUAUAAUAUUGAUGGAUGACAACUUUGCCACUAUUGUAACAGGCAUAGAGGAAGGUCGCAAAAUAUUUGAUAAUUUAAAAAAGUCUGUGUGCUACAUACUAAUAUCAAAUGUACCGGAAAUUUUACCAGUUCUUAUGUUUAUUCUAUUUUCGAUACCUCUUCCACUAGGGGUAAUGACAAUAUUAUGUGUGGAUUUGGGUACGGAUAUGUGGCCGGCAGUAUCUCUUUCACACGAGCAAGCUGAACAAGACGUAAUGGCACGACCUCCUCGCACUUCGGACCCACUCGUUUCGAACCGCAUGAUACGACUUGUUUACUUACACCUGGGCCUGAUUGAGUUCGCAGCGGGCAUGUUUGCGUACUUCAUUGUAAUGGCGGAACAUGGAUUUUAUCCAUCUCAAUUAUUUGGUAUCAGACAAAAAUGGGACAACGUAGCCGUAACCGAUGUAGAAGACUCUCUGGGUCAGGAAUGGACCUACGCCGAACGCAAGGAGCUUGAACGCGCAUGUCAGGCCACCUACUUCGUGGCAGUGGUCGUAACACAAAUGAUGAAUUGCAUUAUUUGUAAAACAAGAUAUAAUUCCAUAUUCCAUGUCGGUAUGAAAAAUAAUGUUUUGAAUAUAGGGUUGAUAUUCGAACUUAUACUCGCUUGUAUGGUGUGUUACAUUCCAGGUGUUAACACAUUUUUCAAAACGUACCCCCUUCGCUUAAGAUGGUGGUUCUUGGCCUUGCCGUUUGCAGCUCUGAUGUUUAUAUUUGACGAGUUUAGAAAACAUUGUAUCAGAAAUCAUAUGUUUGGUGGAUGGUUUAACAAAUUUACGUUUUACUGA